This is a messenger RNA of Marmota flaviventris (yellow-bellied marmot), 381 nucleotides long. RefSeq names its product LHFPL tetraspan subfamily member 7 (gene Lhfpl7). The record is from RefSeq and is a predicted model, not a curated record. Gene Ontology annotation, cellular component: membrane. Lineage: Eukaryota; Metazoa; Chordata; Mammalia; Rodentia; Sciuridae.
AUGCUCCUGGGAGGCUGGCUCCCGCUGGCCUCCAGUGCGGGCCUCCUCCUGUCCUGGGCACUGGCCUCCAGACUGUGUCCGAGGAGGGGCAGUGGACUGAUGCCAGGGCUACAGGCCGUGGCAGGGAAGCCACUGCUGCUGGGAUCACUGGCCCCACCAUCCAGCCUGGACUCCCCGUUAGCCAAAGCAGUCUGCGAGGCCCCCUCCAUGCACCGUGGUGGGCAGUGCCCUGGGUGGGGCUAUGUCACUGCCAUCCUCAAUGCAAUCCUGGCCAGCCUCCUGCCCAUCAUCGGGUGGCCCUGAAUGACCAAGGUCCAGCGGAAUGCCAUCUUCUCCAGUGACACUGAGAAAAUUAUCCUUGUGCCAGAAGUAAGCAAAUAA